This is a messenger RNA of Manihot esculenta (cassava), 2046 nucleotides long. Its product is annotated as cation/calcium exchanger 5. Gene Ontology annotation, molecular function: monoatomic cation transmembrane transporter activity. NCBI's taxonomy places the organism in Eukaryota, Viridiplantae, Streptophyta, Magnoliopsida, Malpighiales, Euphorbiaceae. Gene Ontology annotation, biological process: transmembrane transport; monoatomic cation transport. The record is from RefSeq and is a predicted model, not a curated record. Gene Ontology annotation, cellular component: membrane. The transcript has 2 exons. The coding region runs from base 262 to 1866 and encodes 534 amino acids.
AAAAUGGUUUUGUUUCAAUCCUUCGUUUGGCUUUGGAAAUAACGCGUCCAGGUCUAACAUGGAAUGAAAUGAUCCAAUCGGAGACGAACAAAAAUGGCGCAUUUACUUGUGAAAAAGCUAACCGAGUAACAGUUCCUGAUGCCAGUCAAGCGCGAGCUCAUCAUUUUUCAGUAAAAAAAUAACCCAAAAAAAAAGAAGAGAGGAUACCAAUUCGCUCUCAAUUGCUUAACAGAAGGAGACCCAAAUUUUUUGUGAAAUGGCAUGGCCUUCUCUUUCUCUAUCUUUGCUCCUGCUUGCCUCCUCAACUCCAUUGCAGCACUGUCCUUGACCUUCCUCUCCGCUUUCUUUUUCUCCAAAUCACCAUUUUACUCAACAUCCUCUGAAAUCCCUCGCAGAUCUCUCCUCUCACAAUCCCAUAACCAGACCCUCCUCCCUCUCUCUUGUUCCUCUCUUCCCUCCACCAAUGGCCUCAUCGACUACCUUUCUAUCCACUUUUGUCUCCUCGAAGGAAACCUUUUCCUGUCGAUUCCUUCCCUUUCUUUGUUCAUUCUUCUCCAUUUCUAUAUCCUCAUCAAAACAGCCCAAUCCCAUUUCUCUAUUGUCACCACCAAGCUCACCAAUCACUUGAACCUAUCUCCAAGCAUGGGUGGAGUGACCCUUUUGGCGCUAGGCAAUGGGGCACCCGAUGUUUUUGCAUCUCUUGCGGCAGUUCGAUCUGGGCAGUACAGAACUGGGUUUGGGGCUAUACUGUCUGCUGGUACUUUUGUUUCUGCGUUCGUGGUUGGAUUCGUGGCGAUAUAUGCAGCACCAUUUAAUGUGGAUCCUGGGUCUUUUGUGAGGGAUGUUGCGUUUUAUUUAGUGGGAGCUUUGUUUCUAUUUUAUGUGUAUUUGAGUGGGGAGAUAACUUUUUGGCAGGCUGUUGGAUUUGUUGGAUUUUAUAUUUUCUUUGUUGGGUUUGUAUUUUGGAUGGAUUUGGGAACUGGCGUUGUUCAUAAAAAGGAUGGAGGAGAAAUGGAUUGUGAGAAAGGCGGGGCAGUGGUGGUGAGCAAUUUGGAGGAUGAGAAGCAUGGUUCUGGGCCCUUCGAAAUGGCUUAUGGAAAGAUCUCAAAAGUAUGGGAGUGUCCAAUCUCAUUUCUCCUUAAGCUCACAAUUCCGCAAACUUCCCCUUCAGAGUGGAGCAGGUUCUAUGUAUCUGCCAAUAUAGUUCUUUGCCCUCUAGCGCUUCUAUAUACUUGCAAUUCAUUCAUGCCAUUAGAGCAUCCCGUAGUGUUCCUCCUUUCAAACGCCCAUUUCCCACUUUGGUUCAUAGUACUCAUGGCAAGCUCCUCUCUUGCACUUCUUCACUUCAUACUGGAAAAGGAACCCCCAAAGACUGAGCAAAUGCCUAUAGUGCUUGUGGCAUUUAUAAUGAGCGUCUUCUGGAUAUCUACUGUUGCUGGAGAAUUGUUAAACUGCUUGGCUGCCCUUGGACUGCUUCUUGAAGUGCAUCCUUCAAUCCUUGGCCUUACAGUACUUGCUUGGGGAAACUCAGUGGGUGAUCUUGUGGCUGAUGUUGCAGUUGCCAGAGCUGGGCAACCAGCAAUGGCCAUGGCUGGGUGCUUUGCUGGGCCAAUGUUUAAUAUGCUUGUUGGACUUGGAUCAGCAUUGGUGGUGCAAACAGCUGAUGUUUAUCCAAAAGCUUAUGAACUUGAUCUCCACACUGGUAUUGUGAUUGCAUUUGUGUUCUUGCUCUUGAGCCUGAUGGGAUCUCUGCUUGUUAUAACUUGGUCCAGAUUUCGGGUGCCUAGGUUCUGGGGCUUUUGCCUCGUAGGUCUUUAUGUAUUUUUCAUGGUAGUUAGCUUAGUGAUUGCUAAGUAUUCAGGAUGAUUCAUUCAAUCCGUAAUGUCAAAGUUUUGUUCAGUUAUUGCUAAAUACUUUACGCCACUUAUAGUAAAUCUCUCACCCUGUAUGUUAGGGGUUAUGCAGUGUAUACGCAUUGAUAUGAAGAGAAUAUUGCAAAGAUUAUGGAAUUUUUAGUCUGUAAUCUGAAAAUUUUAGUUUGUAUUC